Lucilia sericata (common green bottle fly) is the source of this 1349-nucleotide messenger RNA. RefSeq names its product sodium/bile acid cotransporter-like. NCBI's taxonomy places the organism in Eukaryota, Metazoa, Arthropoda, Insecta, Diptera, Calliphoridae. The record is from RefSeq and is a predicted model, not a curated record. Gene Ontology annotation, cellular component: membrane.
AUGCUAGAGGUAAGAGUACUGCGCAAUAAACGUAUAGAUGACAAAAUUUUCACAUACACCGCUGCAGCUAUAAUGCUUUUAAUGUUUAUAAAUCUCGGCACUGUGUUGGAUCUAAAACGUGUUGGCUCGAUUUUUCUAAGACCUAUAGGUCCUUUAUUGGGUUUUUGUUCCCGCUAUAUUGUAAUGCCGGGUUUGGCUAUUGGUUUGGGUGUUUUAAUGUUUAAAACUAAUACAAAUUUACAAUUGGCCUUACUUUUUACGGCCAUAGCACCCAGUGGCGGUAUCGCUAAUAUUUGUAAUGUUUUUUUGAAGGGAAAUAUUAAUCUUUCCUUGGCUACCACCACUUUAAAUAGUGUCUUGGCUUUGGGUAUGCUACCUUUGUGGAUUUUUCUAAUGGGUCCUGUUCUUUAUCAUGAUUCUAAGUUGAAUUUACCCUUUGUGAACUUGGCAGUUGGUUGUGUUGGUCUUUUAUUGGCCUUAUUAGUGGGAGUUAUAUUACGUACUUUUAUACCCAAAACUACACGAUUUAUAUUUCGUUUUUUGAAACCCGUUUCGGUGUUAUUGAGUUUGUGUUUGGUCGCCGUAACAGUGGGCAUAAAUGCCUUUGCCUUUAAGGAAAUUACCUUGAUGAUCUUCUUAGCUGCUUUAUUUUUACCCGUUAUAGGUUAUAUAAUUUCAUUUGUUUUAUCAAAAAUUCUAUGCCGCUCUAUAACAGAUGCCAUGACUAUUGCCGUCGAGACUAGUGUUCUAAAUAUGUCUUUACCUAUUGUUUUAUUGGAAUAUACAGUUACCCAACCUAUGCUGGCUGAUAUGUUAAUAGUUGUGCCUAUUUUAUCGGCCUUGUUAUCAUUAUGUUUAAUUGUUAUUUUCUAUAUUGUUCGAAGAAUAUUUGGUUGGAAUACAAAACGAGAUCUCGAUGCUUUCGACGAAGAAACUUUUUUAGUUGAAUAGAUAUAAAAUUGAUAUUACUAGAUAUAAGUUUAUUGUAAAUUUAAAGUAAUAUUGUAUUAGUUUUAAGUUUAAUUAAAAAAAUAAUUGUAAAAAACAAGACUACAGAUAGAGAAAUAAUCGAAACUUUGGCAACAAGAUCAAGAAGAAGGCCGAAGUUCUGUUUCAUUGAUGAUCGAAAGAAAAACUAUUUGAAAUUAUUAUAAUUCAUAUUAACAUUCGUUCCACUGUGAUUUUUAUCAGUAUGUAAUUAAUUAUAUCUUUUAUUGUCGGUAUUAAGGAAUUAAGAUAAAAAUUCAUAAAAAUCAGUUGACAGAAAAACUGAAGAAAUGUAAAUGGAAAGAUUAACUCCAUUAUUAUUUAAACAGUAAUGAACAAUAUGUAAUUGCUAAAUUGUUUUG